UCCUCGAGCCGUGACAAUCGGACGAGCAUCGUUCAUCGUUUUCAAAGAAAUUCUACAACUCCGUUUCGCUGGGAAAUCACUCCAUUAUCGUGUUCGCCUGUGCGUGAUUAUUCAAGCUGCAUCGAAUCGAUCGGUGGAAAAAAAGGAGGACAGGUACAUAAACCUUGAUUGUCAAUCGAGUAUACAUCGCACACGAAUCUGAAUUCUUUAAACCGGUUCACCGGGGGAAACCGGCCAUACCGAUUCGUGCGUCUUCUAAAACAUCAGUCACUUCCGAACGUUCCGAAAAAAUUCGAGGACGAGAGGAAUCGAGGUGUGUUAUUAACGUGAGGUGAGAAAGUAUUAAAGACACGGUGGACGAGUGGACGAAACGGGAACACCGGUUCGUAAGGAGAGACGGUGGGGCAGCACCACCGUGACUAUGUAAACUACCAGCAAAACAGUUGUGGGAGCGCGUGCGCAUCGUCGAGCAGGAAACCCGUAGCGACCGAACGUGUCUGGCAGGUGUACGGGCAACGAUUAACGGACAUUAGAAAACGCGCUGGUUCACGGUAACCAGAUUUAACAGAUAGAAGGUGACGAAGGUGGUGUCGAGGAUAGGUGACAAGAAGAGCGGAGAACUGCGAACAGAAGACAAAGAAAUCCGCAAACUGGCUCCGGAAGUGAGGAUCAAGCAAAUUGGAAUGAGGGAGGAUCUGUUGUCUAUAAUACGGCACACGAGCAGCGAUCAUUUCUCGGAAGUACUUUAGCCGACGAGAAUCGAGGAGACGAAGGGCCUGGAGGUGGUACUAGCAAUAGAGCGAAGGUUUUUUUUCAUCGAGUAUUAUCGUUUAAAUAGAGGGCUCAAGCUCGCUGGGACUCGAACGGCAGAGGAAGUUAUUUGCCGUGGGCUCCGAUUCACGUAUCCUUCCUGUCACAUUGAUUCCGUCUUUCGUUCGCCUACCUGGGCCUCGUAUUUUCUUUUUUUCCCUACGGUGGAAAGCGAACGGUAAAGGGGAUCCCCCUUUUCGAAUUACGAGCAUCGGUUAUGCCCUGGGCAGCCGCCUGUUUUGACCUGCUAGCCGCACCCAUUCUGGGCUAUUGUCUCGCCGUGAGGCAACUCGCCCUUCAGGCAGGCAUCCUGCAAGAAGGAAGCAACGAGGCUACGAUAACUCUGCCAGAUAACACGUCCAACGUGUUUAUAGAGAAGGGGAAGAACCGAACCUGCGCUGACACCAUGGCACCUAGCACGGAGGAACAGCGUCAAGAACCAGGCAAGGAUAAGAUCGCGGUGAGGACAACACCGGGGAUCACGAAGUCCCCGCGUAAAUUCGCGGGGGUUGUGAUCGCGAUGUGCGGUCUACCUGGUCGUGGAAAAAGCCAGGUGGCACAAUGCCUGUCGCGCAGACUGAACUGGAACGGCGAUUCCGCCAAAGUGAUGAGAGUGAGCGAAUACCGGCGGAAACGACUGGAACCAUACGGCGAGGCGGUGUCCCACGAGCUGUUCCGUCCUGAUCACACGGCGAACGCAGCUCUGAGAGCUCUUGCCCAGGGUGACGCGAUCCACGAUUGCGCCGGAUGGCUCGCAGCUGGGAAUUCCGUAGCUAUACUGGACGCCACGCUGGUGACGCGAGCGCAACGCGCCGAGGUCUUCGAUUAUUUUUCCGGGCAGCUCGGUUACCGAGUAUUGUUCGUCGAAUGCGUAUGCGAUGAUCCUCUGGUGCUGGAGCAAAAUUACAAGGAGAUCCUGCGGUACAGCACCGAUUACAUUGGUGUCGAUCCGACUCGAGCCGAGGAGGAUCUUCGUUUAAAGGUAGCUCAUUAUGUACGAUGCUACGAGCCGAUGGACGAGAAGGUCUACCCAAGAGUACGGAUCAACACCGCCACUAUGGAUAUCGAGACGUGCAAAAUAUCCGGCCACAUCGAGACCAGCGUUCUCGGAUACUUGGGAAGCGUCACGGUCAAGCCUCACACUCUUUACUUCUCUCGGCACGGUGAAAGCGAGUACAAUGUCCUCGGCAAAGUCGGAGGGGACGCUGUGUUGAGCGCGCGCGGAGAGAGGUACGCUCAGGCGUUGGCUACCAAAUUCAACGCGAUGCGUAUACCCGAUCUUCGUAUACUGACCAGUCGUUUACGAAGGACGAUCGCGACAGCGAGGGGCGUCGAGGCUCCUCAGGAACACGUCGCGGCCCUAAACGAGCUAUACGCCGGGGUUUGCGAGGGUCUUUCGUACGAGGAGAUGCAGGAGCAUUAUCCGCAGGAGUUCGCGUGGCGCGACCAGGACAAGCUACGCUAUCGUUAUCCGUGGGGCGAGAGUUACAUCGACGCGAUGCAACGCGUGGAACCGGUGAUCGCCGAACUGCAAAGGUCCGAUAAUAUCCUGGUGGUGUCACAUCAGGCCGUGCUGCGUUGCCUUAUCGGUUUCUUCAUGGACAAGAAGCCCGAGGAGCUUCCCUAUAUGGAGGUUCCUCUGCAUACGAUUAUUCGCGCGAGUAGCCAAGGAUUCAAUUACAAGCUCGAAUUCUACAAGCUACCGAUCGAGUGCGUAAACACCACUCGCGUGAAACCGAACAACUGCAGCGCCGAUAGAACAGCAGAUGACGCUCUGAUAACUGUACCCGCGCAUUUCGACAUACCGGAUCCAUGGAGGAAUCCAGGAAACGGGCCGACCCUCGUGCAGCAGCACUGAGAUACAGCUCGACGAUCCACGAUAACGUCGAAAAUUCGAUCUCUGUUGAGCUGUGGUCUCCGAGGAUUUCGAGGGUAGCUUCUUUUAUUUUUCUCGAUCACGGAGGAUUCGACGGGACGUUGUAUACGCGUGUCCCGCGGCGAGGCGUUGAAUUUAUUUUCUUUUUAGUUUGUAGUUUCAUUAUGGUAUGGAUUAGGAGCGGAUCAAUAAUUGGAAACACGACGGAGGGUAGUUGUAUCGAUUGAAAUUUCGUUCGGUUCGUUUGUGAAUAACUAAGGAAAUGUUAAAAAGAACAGGGCCUUGAUAUAUUUGUAGGAAUUUCUGAUUCGUUUAUUUUUUUUUUUUUUUUUUUCGUAAUCGACAGGUUUCGUGGAUUGAUCGUCGGAAUUCCCUUCAUCGAUCUGUUUCUUAUUGGCGGCAACUCUGUAUCCUGCUGCUUCGAGCCCUCUAUAUUACUACGUUUAAUCCUUCUAGUUUUAAUGUUAGACGAUAGACAGGUGAAUCGAUGUUAAGAGCGAUCCACUAUGUACCCAUAGAAACCGAGAAAACUACUUGUACCUUUUGAUUUGUGAUGAGCAAGGACCUAUUCACCGGCGGUCAACGUCUGUUGUAUCGUCGGUUCAACUAUUGAAGAUCGGAACAACGAAAACAUGAAAACCCCUGACCAUAUUCUUAGGCUUAGAAAUCUAGUUCUGUACUCUUAUGAUUUCGUUCCUAAUGUAACUGACUAUAAUUGCAAAACGAGCGUCAAGAAUUAGAGAUUCUUUUUUUCCGUUUCUUGUCAUAAGAGAGGACUAUAACUUAGGUUAGCGUAGCGAUGCACAAAUUGUUCGUUAAUUAAAUUGACGGUAUCAGUGUUAGCAGUUACGAUUAAAAGUUUGGACGAUAAAUGUGCAUUUUUUGCGCGGGCAGAAUCGACGGUGUAUCUUCGGGAACGGGGAAAACCAGUCGUCGAUAUUUUAUUAUACUAGUACGUUAAAAGUAUUUUAUUGCAGAAUUGGCGAAACGGUUCUUCCGUCGAUAUUCUGUUGCGUUUCGAUUAGGGUUAGCCGUAGACCACAUAAAUCUGCACAAUAUU
Dufourea novaeangliae is the source of this 3746-nucleotide messenger RNA. RefSeq names its product 6-phosphofructo-2-kinase/fructose-2,6-bisphosphatase-like. The transcript has 6 exons. Gene Ontology annotation, cellular component: cytosol. Gene Ontology annotation, biological process: fructose metabolic process; fructose 2,6-bisphosphate metabolic process. Bases 1028 to 2668 code for a protein of 546 amino acids. The record is from RefSeq and is a predicted model, not a curated record. Gene Ontology annotation, molecular function: ATP binding; 6-phosphofructo-2-kinase activity; fructose-2,6-bisphosphate 2-phosphatase activity. Lineage: Eukaryota; Metazoa; Arthropoda; Insecta; Hymenoptera; Halictidae.